CGCUUACUGAGUUACGUUUUUAUACCUGGCGACAAUCAAACGCUCAAUUUUCUUCGCUUUAUGUUUGAUAGUGUUAUCGUAAUAUUAUGUUUCCUUCACUACGAUAAAAUAAGUUAUACUUGUAUAACGUGAAUCGAGCUAGUGAUAAAAAUCUUCCCAAUGGGUUGUGGUUAUAAUCAUUAUCUUGUAUUCUUGACCUAGAUGUGUCGGUGUUUUUUAUGUGAAAUUAAAAUCAAAGUAAUCGACUAUGGAUAGGCUUAAGCAAAAACUAAGGAAAUCUUCAAACGCAAAAGAAAAAUACGUGGCAGACGUCAAGUGUAUAAAAGAGAAUAUAAAAAUCAGGGAAAUAUUACGAAAUGUAAAAAUGAAUAGCAGUAUGCGUUUGAAGGCACCCACUGGGAGCAAAGUGAUGAAUAACACGGAUUUCAGUGAUAGUGAAGAUUGUUUUGACGGUACCCUAAAGGAUGAGAACGACAUUUUACAACCGCCAUACGCUUUGAACCACAAUGUGAUUGUGUUAUAUCCAGAGUACAAGAGCGCCCCCAGUAAUUUGAAUGAACCAACUAAUCACGAACCAUAUCCGCCAUUGGAAAGAUUUAAAAGUAAUUCCGAAGCAAAUUUGCCAAAUAGUUUUAAAAAUGUGAGCCAUUUCGAGAAUAAUAAGCUGGUUAAGCUAGAACCAGUUAAACGCAGCGAGUCUAUGAUUCCUGAUGCAAGAUGUAUGAGUGAAAUUUUGAAUAGCUUGCCCUCGACCCUGCGAACCAGAAAGAUGUCGUUAGACCAAUCCGUUUUAGAUCGUCGGUUCACCCAAUCAGAAUUAGAUUUACACAGUUGUGGUAAAUUGCCGUUGGAACGAAAAUCAUCCUUUUUCAGAAAAAAGAUGGGCAGCUUCUUACGGAACACAACACAUUUGUUUAGAAAACAGUCUUCAGUGAAAAAUAAUUCGAAGUCUUUGCAAUCGCUGGAUGAAAAUAAUUUAGGAAACGAUGAAGAAAUUAAGGAUUAUUCGCAAUCGCCCGGCCCCAUGGCUGGUAGCAAAAGUGAGACCAGUUUGAUCUCGGAAUCUACGGUCACCAGCACAUCAAGCAAUGCAGUACAAAAAGACCAAUCUUUAAACAUGAGUCCAGAAAAUAGCACAUCCGAAGUAUCCAUUCAAAAUAUGUCUAAUAGUGUCCUUAGUUUAAAUGAAGAAUAUAUUCAAGAAGCGAUGUUGACACCUAGGGCAAUUUCUAUGAGUUCUGGUUUGGAUAGCACUAGCGACCGAUGUGGCAGGAAAUUUAAAGCUAACAGAGUUACAUGGCUGGCCAGCGAGGGAUUAACUAAUUAUUUCAGGCGUGUUAUUCAAGAUGAGAAGAGUAAAGAAAAAAUUAAGACUUUCCAUUCACAUCAAGAUUUUUCCAGUAUACCGGAAAACGAAUCCUAUGUUUCUAGUCUCAAUAUGGGCCGAAGACUUUCCUACCAACGGGCUGUAUCCGGGGAGGAUCCGGUGCCACCAAAGUAUCAAGAUUCCUUGUCCAGGCGAAAAUAUAGCAGUAUUGAUAAGAUACAGGCUCACCUGGAGCUACAAAAUCACUUAGCUGAGUUUUCGAAAAGCGGCGUGCCGGCCCUACAAGGGUUCGUCCUAGCAGCCAUUCCAGACAACUCGUUCUCCUAUCUGAUGUGGUCAGAGCAAUCAGGAAAUCUAGAACUGGCUUACAAGUGGAAAACUUUGGAUGAGAAUGAGCAAAAGAAGCAAGCCGUUGUUCGGGAGUUGGUGGAGACAGAAGCGAACUAUAUACAACACUUGAUGGUGAUUGUUGAGGUAUUUAUUGCCGCAGCACACUCACUUCAGGACAGCGGCAAAAUGCUGGAUGUUGACACAGCAAAGUUAUUUUCAAAUAUACCAGAUUUGCUUAACGCCAAUCUGGUAUUUUGGAACAUAACAUUCUAUCCAAUGGUUAAAGAUGCCGUGGAAAACAAAACUCCUUAUAAAGUAGAAUUAAUGGCUGACGGAUUUAGUCGUUUUCACGAGAUCUUUCAGCCAUACGAAAAAUAUAUGAGUGAACAGGCGAAAAUGAUGACAUACUUGAGAUUUAUGCAAAACGACCCGGAAUUUUCCCUGUACCUUAAUUGGUGCUAUACGAACAAAUCAUGUAACAGACUCCAGUUAUCCGACUUACUUGUUAAGCCUAUGCAGAGGCUUACCAAGUAUAGUCUUAUACUUCGUCGAGUCGUUGCAUACGCUAAAUCAAAUGAGGAAUCUGUUACACUAAAGUCUAUGGAAAAUUUCGUUAGAGGUUACGUGAUUGACUUAAAUCGGUCUAUGCGUCAACGUGAUGAAAUAGAGAAACUUGAUGAGUUGUUAAACUCUGUUGAGCCAUACGAAUUGGAAUUUAAAGAUGAGGAAAUGGAACGUGCUUUCAGGACAUAUUGCUCGUUAAACUUAAAAGCAUCCGUGUUUAAUUCUACAGAAUUGCCUUUGCGCAACUUAGUAUACGAGUGUAAUUUGAGGUUCAAGGAUAACAUAGGAAAGGAGGCUGAAAUUAAACUAUUUCUUUUGACGGACGUGAUGUUAAUUUGUAAGAAACAGUCAAAAGGAAAUGCAUUGCCGUAUAAAAUGAUAAGACCCAAAAUAUUUUUGGAGAGACUUGUAACGUGGCAUAAAUCAGCAAAAAGCCAGUUCCAGUCAAAUAGUCUCAUUUAUGUUAUAGUGGAUGAAUAUAAUUCAGCAAUAGGAUGUUUUACGCUAAGCGAAUCUACGAAAGAUCCAACUCCAACGCAAACACUUAAGACCUUAGAAGUAAAAAUUAAAGAAGCUCGACUUUCCCACGCAUUAAUAACUUGGGCAGCCAUAAAUCCAUCGCGCGAGCUAAGUGAGAUAGAAUCGAGUGAAGCAUAUCCUAUGAAGGUGAAGACUGCUGAAGAUAUAGCUAUUGAGAACGAAGCUCGUGAACGAGUUGCAUGCAUGUUACACCGAGGCAUGGGCGUGUCGACUGAUGAGUGUUCACAAUCAUUCACCACCGAUUCCAACGAGGCUCCCGGGGAUGUCGCCAGUUAUAGCCGAAUUGGCAAUCAGAGACACUAUAUGCAUCGGUUAUCAACAGCCAGUUCACGACAAUCUCGUUUAUCCAGUUUCCAGCAAUCACUCAGUGCCGCAUCCCGUGACGAACCUCACCCCGGGCCAAGCAAAAUAAACCGAGCAGCCGGCUCUCUUGAACACCCGGUUUCAUCAAUCACAGUAAAUGUGGUGAGUGAGGCAGAAACACCAACGGAACAGGAACCAUUGGUAGCGGAUGGGUUAACGCUCCAUGUUACGCCAGCGCCCGAGUCGCCACACUCCUUGUCACCCCAUUCGAACAAUGUUUCCGUUUUGAGCAGCCAUCCGGACCUGAAUCCAGAUGCAAUUACUCUUUCUCUAAGAGCGCCGUCAGCUUCCGAGAGGCUAUAUCAGUCUCAUCAGGAACUUCUACAGCGCAAUCGUUUGGCAGCAUCACAAGCUUCUCAGUUUUUGACUCCUGAUCAUCGUGGAAGUAGUUAUCCUCCCCCAAGUCCUACAAGGGCGUCAUUAAAACGGGGGUUAGCAUUCUCUUACUCAUUCAAAAAUCCGCCUUUGAGCAAGAUGGGAAAUGUCCAUAGUCAGUCACAUUUGGACGCUGCAAUGUAUGCUAGUCAGGGCCAUUUGGAAAGACAGCCAAGUCCUAGUACAAGCGAAAAAAGCGACAAGAAACAUAAAUAUUUUACAACCAGAAACAAGGCAACAUCGAGCACAGACCCUGAAGAAUCAGCAGCCAGCUCUACUGUACCUACGCGUUACCACUCCGUUCAAGAAAAUAUUAGUGAGAGUGAAAUGCACAGAGGGGAGGAUGAGAGUAGAUGAGAUUCAUCGGAGGAGAAAUCCUCCUGAUGUUGGUGUUGUUAAGCGUCUAUAAGUUGGUACGAGAGAAAAGAGACGUAAUGAUUGAAGUGAAUUCCAGCUUAAAAUAGGAACUUGUUUGCGUAUAGUAUACAAUUGCUAGGUUACGCUACAGCCUCUAUAGAAAACAAAACGGCAGUAUGCCCUUAUUUAUAAAAACUAAAUCAGUCUAAUGAUUUGAUUUAGUAUUAACCAAAGUAUUAUUUUGUACUAACCAAAAUGGGUUUAUCCUGUGAUGAAAAGAGAUAAGUGAGUACUCUAGUUAAAAAGGGUGUCUCAACAGAAUGUUCAUAUUUGGUUGAUCGAUUAAAAAAAAAGUAAGUCAUGUAUUAAAAAAGUAUUUAUUUAUUAUUAAAGUACACAUUUUCGGAAUUCAUUUCUUAAAAAUAAUACCGUUCAAAUGUAAAUAAAAUAAAAUACUCGCAUUCACGGCACUUAUUUAACGAACAAUAAAAUUACUUGAAAUAAAUAAAUGACGGCUCGGCAGGUGGACUCAGUGAUGACUGCUAUUUCGUGACGGAUAUUUUCUUUCAAUUGCGCCAGAGAAGUGGGCUUAUUGGCGUAGACUUUAGAUUUAAGAUAACCCCAUAAUCCAUAGGGGUUAAAUCAGGACUGCGUGGAGGCCAAUUUAUGUCACCUCUCCUGGAAAUCAAUUUGCCUGAGAAAAUUUCACGACCUCGUGGCAGAGACUUAUUGGACGUGUGUGACGUUGCUCCGUCCUGCUGCAACCAUGUUCUUUGGUUAUAGCCAGGAAAGUUUUAAAGUUAAACUUUCUUUUGAGACACCUGUUAUUAGGCCGAUUUAUUUUUUAUAAAUAAGGCUAAAAUCUUUCUCGAUUUGCGUUUCACACUGGAAUCGAGCCAGCAAGUCCAUGCUAUAUUUAAAGUUUAGUUGGAAUCUAUCAAUGAUUAUUAAGUUGUCGAAUAACCUAUGAAGACAUUGAAAAGACGUUUAAAUUAUAAACUGGUUUAUGUAUUGAACGUGAUCGUAGACGUGAUACCUAAGACAAGUAG
Pieris napi is the source of this 4905-nucleotide messenger RNA. RefSeq lists its product as uncharacterized. Lineage: Eukaryota; Metazoa; Arthropoda; Insecta; Lepidoptera; Pieridae. The coding region runs from base 248 to 3856 and encodes 1202 amino acids. Gene Ontology annotation, cellular component: plasma membrane; axon; endocytic vesicle. The transcript has 23 exons. Gene Ontology annotation, molecular function: guanyl-nucleotide exchange factor activity. Gene Ontology annotation, biological process: Rho protein signal transduction; endothelial cell migration. The record is from RefSeq and is a predicted model, not a curated record.